UUGAAGAUUAUAGCCAACCCUAAAGAAUCUCCUUACUUCCACAUUCCAAUUUUCGAAAAACGAUUACUUCAAAUGUAGAACCCCACAAUUCAAAAAGUUUUCUUGAGCGGUAGGCGUCGAAUCUCCAACGGUAACAUACGUAAACACUUUUAUGGACCCAUCAUAGAGUUAAUUGGGCCCAGUUUGAGCUCCAAAGAAGAAACCUGUUUAGGUCCGAACAGAGGAUGGAGGGAGAAAGCUCGCAGCCAUUGCACAGAGGAGUUGAUAAUACCGGCUCCGGUCCAUCUGCAUCAUCUAUCCGGCUCCGGUCCAGACCGGACUCCUUCUUGAUCCUCUGGCGAUGCUUCAGCGUGAUUACUUCUCUGGCCGCGAUUCUCUGCAUUGCAGUCAAUGUUCUCUCUGCCGUCCGAUCUUUCAAGAACGGAUCAGAUAUAUUCGAUGGAAUAUUCCGUUGUUACGCGGUGGUGAUUGCAAUGUUUGUGGUGGUGGCGGAGACUGAAUGGGGAUUCAUUAUUAAAUUCUGGAAGGUCCUAGAGUAUUGGGCUGGGAGGGGUAUGCUCCAGAUAUUUGUUGCGGUAAUGACCAGGGCUUAUCCCGAGUACUUUGAAAAGCAUCAAGAGCUCUUUCUUCUCCAGAGCGUAGCCAGCUACCUGCUUCUUGCAUGUGGUGUGAUUUAUAUUAUAUCUGGAAUAUUAUGCAUUGGUGUUUUUAAGCGUGCUCGCCAGAAGAAAGAAUUUUCUAGGGAUCAAGCAAUUAAGGAUCUCCAGGAUCUGGAGCGCCGUAAAGAAGAGCUCGAGUCACUGUUGAUUGUAGAGGGUGCUUGAAUGAGAUUGGAGACUAUAGACCCACAAGAACAUCCCAUUCUUCAAACUAGACGAGCAAGACUUUCAGUUUGAAUGAUAAUCUAAGUCCUAUUUGUAUAAUUGCAUAAUUUCUUGACCGCGAUUAAUUUUCACUAUCUAAUAGCUUACUGCUGUUUGUUGUACAGUUACAUGCGUUAAUCUGCAGUUCAAGUUGCGCUAACCUGAUAGAACUCUGUUCCCUUUAUUUAUUUAUUUAUUUUUUGAGUUCAAAGGAUCAAUGAAAAAGAGAUUUUACA
Messenger RNA from Olea europaea var. sylvestris, 1099 nucleotides. RefSeq lists its product as uncharacterized. The coding region runs from base 225 to 824 and encodes 199 amino acids. Lineage: Eukaryota; Viridiplantae; Streptophyta; Magnoliopsida; Lamiales; Oleaceae. The record is from RefSeq and is a predicted model, not a curated record. The transcript is spliced from 6 exons.